Cylindrotheca closterium is the source of this 1143-nucleotide messenger RNA. NCBI's taxonomy places the organism in Eukaryota, Bacillariophyta, Bacillariophyceae, Bacillariales, Bacillariaceae. The record is from the annotation of a GenBank genome assembly.
AUGUCGUCACUUACACCAUACCUUCUGACCGCCGAUGUAGGUGGUACCAACAGUAGAAUGGGACUAUACUGCAUAGACAGCACGGAACCAUUGGCUGUGAAGUACUAUCGGAACGAGGAUUGCCUCACCCAAAAGGAAGAUGGUAUUUUUGAGAAGAACGUCAUCAUCCCUUUCCUACGACACUGUUGGGAAUCCAACAGUUCUAAUCUGAAGCCGCUGGAGGAAGUGGAAAUCAUAGGUUGCCUGGCGAUUGCCGGACCCGUUCGUAGCAACGUUUCGUGGAUGAGCAAUCUCCACAACAUUGAGAUUGAUGGAUCAGCCAUUGCCGAGCAUACACACGUCAAGAACGAUCUCUACCUGGAACGCAUCAAAGUUUGUAAGAUCAUUAACGAUUUCGUAGCUCAAGGGUACGGAUGCUUGACUCUGAAACCAGAUGAAAUGGUUGAGUUGAAACACGGGUCAUUUGACAAGAUGGAUUGUGAGGGUCCCAAGGUCUGUAUUGGUGCAGGCACGGGUUUGGGAGAGUGCUUCUUGACUCCAGAUUCUCAGGGGCGAUACACUUGCUAUCCUUCCGAAGGCGGCCACGUGGAAUGGGCGCCUCGAAAUGAAUUGGAAAUCGAACUGUGGAACUAUCUUCGCGACAAGUUCUCAUACCGAAAUAGGCUUUCGGUAGAACGAAUUGUGUCUGGACCAGGGUUGGCCAACGUAUAUGAGUUUCUGGCUUUCAAGUACCCAGGUAGAAUUGAUCCGAAGGUACACGCUGAAUUUGAAAAGGAAACAGAUAUGAAAGCCAAGGUCGUGGCGAUGAAUACGAAAGAACGCUCUCUCUGCCUUCAAGCAAUGGAAAUUAUGAUGGGUGCCUAUGGAUCGGAGGCUGGUUCUUCUGCAAUCAAAUUCAUCCCUACUGGUGGCCUCUUUGUCACUGGUGGGUUGACACCCAAAAACAUCAAAUUCAUUGAAGGCCAAGACAGUCCUUUUAUGAAGGCGUACAACGACAAAGGUCGUGUGAAACCAAUUUUAGAGUAUGUGCCUGCGUUCGCAGUGCUGACAGAAGAUUUGGGAGUCCGAGGAGCCCACAAGUGCGCAGUACAGGAAUACGAAACCUAUCUCAAUGAAGGAGAGCAGAAACGGAAACGGAACUAG